Molecule: messenger RNA, 1587 nt
Organism: Arctia plantaginis
Lineage: Eukaryota; Metazoa; Arthropoda; Insecta; Lepidoptera; Erebidae
Source: the annotation of a GenBank genome assembly
AUGGGGCGAAUAACGGCAUUGGCACUUGUAGCAUCGGCAGCGGCUGCGCCUGCGCCGCAGUUUGGUCCAUGUCCGUGCCCUCCACCGCCGUGUCCGUGCGAGUCCCCCUGCCCCCCGCCGCCCUGUCAGCCCCCAUCACAAUGCCCUUGUGAUCCUUGCGGUCUACCACCCACCCAAUGCGGAGAUGGUCCCGUAAAGAUCCUGAUCCAGAAGAACUGCGUUCCUGAGCGCUUGAGAGCUGCUGGCUUCCAAGAGAUCCCAGUCCCUGGAGGCACAUUCUACAUCAGCCCAUCCCCAGACGUCAUCAUUCAGCCUCCACCAAUUCUGGUGCGUCCACCACAGCAGGCUCCGAUUACGCCUCCAGCAAUGACGGUGCAACCACCACCACUUCCACCUGUGACUCCAAGACCAAUUGUUGUUAGCCCACCCCCCCUUGCUCCUAUAACUCCACCCCCGGUACUCGCCAGACCCGCACCGUUGUGCCCAAUCCAACCACCACCAGUUGUGGUUAGAGUGCCAAAACCUGACCCGAUCCAACCAGCGCCAAUCAGCGUAACCCAACCACGCCCCGCACCUCUGACCCCGCCACAGAUCGUUGUAAGACAGCCAAGACCUCAAUACCUUCAGCCACCAACGAUCUGCGUUUCGACUACAUCGCUCUCAUCCCAGAGUAAUACUGGUUCUGGGGCAGGUGCUUCACAAGCAGGAGGUUCAUCAUUGAAUUCAAACGUACAGAAUCCUUGCGGCUGCCAAUCCCCUCCACCUAGCCCAUGUAAUUCACCUUGCCCUGUUUUAGUCCUGGGCACCGCCUUGGGUCAGCCAGUCCCGGAGACCGAGUCCCAGUUUCCAUGUGGCGAUCCCUGCGCGCCUCAGCCAUGUGAUCCUAGUGACCCAUGCAAUGGCGGUCCUGGCUCCAUCCAGAUUGGACCUUGCAACCCAUGCGAGCCUCCGAUCAAUUAUGUGUAUGGACAGGCACCGGCAGGUAAGAGUCUAGAUUAUUCUAGAAGUAUUGAACUUAUUAAAGAAGGUUCCAUCCUGAUCAGGCCAGGGCAAAUCAGGUUCCCAACACCACCUCCCAUCGUGGUGCGCCCAGGUCAGAUCCAAUUACCGCAGCCACCUCCGAUCUGGGUGAAACCUGCGCGCGUACAGCCCCCGACCCCUGACCCUAUUACUGUUAGGCCUCCACCAGUACAGCCGCCGACUCCGCCACCGUUCUACGUCCGUGUGCCACCGGUAACCCCACCAACUCCGCCCCCAAUUUGCGUGAGACCACCACCAGUUUGCGUGCAAAGACCACCACCGAUGAGGGUACAACCACCGCCAGUUCAACCACCAAUCCCAGAAGCUCUGGUCAUCCGCCCACCCAAGAUCAUUGUGCCAGCGCCACCCACCAUCUGCUUCAGGCCUAACCCACCACAGGCCUUCAGAACCCUUGGCUGUGGCAGCAUCUGCCGUUCGACCGGCCCGGUAGACCCUUGUCCCCCACCAGUACCUCAACCGUGCCCCUGUUCGUGCGACCCUCCAGCCCCUAACUCCUGCCCCUGCCAAAUGCAAGAAUCAUGCCCCCCGCCCCCAUGUUGCCUCUAA